CGUCGCUAUGUUAUGUUAAUAGACUACCGUUAACUCUUCAAGUUAACACUCUCAGCUAUGCGUUUAAUAACGAACAACAUGUGAUAACGUGUCAACAUAAACGUUUCAAAUGUCGACGAGGAGAAAUCCAAACGUCGACGCCUUUCUUCCCAAUAACGAUUUUAACGGGAAUGGAGGCAUAAAAGAUUCAAGUGCAAGCGGACGACAAAUCAACGGUGAACCGCUUAGCGAUGAAAUCAAUAUACGGAUCGGAUUGCGCCAAAGCGAGCGGAAAGACCCGAAUGCCUCUGAAAAAACUAACGCUUUUUGGAAAGAAGUUUUAGACGCCAAUAGCGCGGAAUUACAAGAGACUGUGCUUGCGAUUCAAGAUGAGAACAAUGCGUUGAGGAGAUGCUUACAGCUAAUGCAGGAAAACAGCAGUCUCAAGGCGGCCAAUGUUCUUGGGGCGGCGCUUUCAAUUCUGGAUGACAAAUUGCGUUACUUUGUAACAGGUAAACUUCUUACAAAUAGUCAAACGACCGUUAGGAAAGGAGAGCCAAAGAGCAUACAGAGUUCUGCUCACACGUCGGUUAAAUCGACAGGAAGCAAUAAACGCAACAGAGGGCAGAUUCCGUUAGGUCCAAAACGGAAGUCUAUUGCGACACCUGCGCAGUCUGUGGGCGGAACUAACCGACAUGUGCGGGCGGGUUCUCGCAGCUUCGGACAAUCUUUCCCAGAGAUAGAUUACAACGACAUAGCGCACUCAACGGCACGUAACCAAACACUAUUACCAGGCUCCCAACCGGAUGCUGUAUCCCCUAGUUACGGGGCGUCGUUUCGGGAGAUUAGUUACAGAGACACGGAACCUUCAAAUACGUCUAGGGUCGUAUCCAUUCCCAACUCACCGCUGGUCGUUACGAUUGAACAUAAGUCGCCCGGUUCUGAUUCUCGGAGUUAUGGAAAAUCGUUUCAAGAGAUAAACUACAGCGAUUUGGCGCAGUCACCCACGUCUAACCGUGAAUCGGUCUCAGACUCCCCUGUUGUAGUGAAAAUAAAUCGCCGCACUGUUUUUCCUGAAUCGCCAAGCUAUGGGCAAUCAUUCCGUGAGAUGACAUACAGCGACAUCGCCGACAGAAGGUCGUUCGCAGUAGCAAAUGGGUCGCCAACCGUCGGAAGCAGUUGUGACACUUGUUUGAGUCCACCGCCCAAUUCUCCUAUCUACGGGAAGGCGUUUCAAAGUGUCAAUAUUAGCGAUUUAAACGACCGUUUAAGCGACUCCGUACCACAAUGGGAAGCUUCACGACAAGAACCAAUCUCCAACACCAAACGCCAACGCACGCAAAAAUCCGCUGCAAAACCGCCUAUGAAAUUUGGUCUGAACCCCAGUCCGCUCCAAAGCAGGGUCAGCGCGCGCACCGAACAACGACCGCGGUCAGCCGACAAUUCUCGACAGCAUGCGUUCAAUGGUGGGAACCAAACAAUACAGGAUUCACGUAGGAACGUAAUUGUACCCUGGGGUUCAGCUGAUGUUACGCAUUACUGUGCUAGCUGCAAGGAAAUCCUUAAGCCAUCCUGUCGGUGUAAAACGUCGAAUGGAUUUAAAACAAACGACACCUAUGCUGUAGGACAAUCGACACCUCAAAGACUCAAUUGGCGUUUCGAUGAUGCUCCAUCACAACAAGCGGAUGAAACGCUAUCUACUGUUGUCAACACGUCUUAUACCAACAGCGUUGACAACGAUGGCGUGCUAGGUGAUAACGCUGCUAAUGAACACGACUUUUCCGUUUCGGAUUACAUAGGAAACGACCCUGAGCCAAGGCAAAUUGUAGGAUAUGGCAGCAAACGAAUGGCAGAAAACGAUUUGUUUAUGACGAAGGACUCGUUAGAUAAUAGUUUUGCUAUAAAUACCAUACGAUGGGCGGAUGAGACUUCUCCGGCUCAGGCCAAUGUUCUAUCCAGCGCAUCAUACACUGCGGCAGCAGCUCACAGUGGCAGAACUGUCGUCCCUUCAUCAAGAAACGAGAGACCCGAAAACAACAAACAGCAGCCGAUCUACGAUCAACAUGACAGUGGAGUGCAUGGUACCCAAUUAGGUCCAAUACAGAAGUCUACCCAAACACCUGCGACGUCUAUGGGCGGAACCAUCAGACAUGCACAGUCGGAUUCUCCGAGCUACGGACAAUCUUUCCCAGAGAUGGAUUUCAGCAACAUAGCGCACUCGACGGCACGUAAUCACCAAACACCGGCGAUGUCUAGGGGCGGAACUAACAGACAUGUGCAGUCGGGUUCUCCGAGCUACGGACAAUCUUUCCCAGAGAUGGAUUUCAGCAACAUAGUGCACUCGACGGCACGUAAUCACCAAAUAGUGGCACGCGGCUCCCAAACGGAUCCAAUGUCGAAACAAUUUACCCAGGUUAGAGAGUUGAAUGAGCCCGUUCCAGAAGACAGACGCGUCCCCGUGUUGACGCCGGCAAGCCAUCAAGCGCUGGGAAUGCCACAGGCCGCAUCGACGCCGGUACCCUCCCCGGGUAAUCGCGGUAAUAGUGCGGGUGGAGCCCAUAUGUCUGUCGGGAAGGAUGUGCAGACUUCCAGUCAACCAGUGAAUAAACAUGUGGCUGACAAUGUGACAUUCAAGUCCGGUUCGAACCCACAACAAUUGGGCACGGGCAGUGCCGAUGAAGCGGUAACAGGGAAAAGCUCAUCCUCUGACAAUUUGUCAGUGGACUCUCUUUUCACGCACGCUUCCUCGAAAAAGUCUUCCGGAAGACAAGACCAUACGGACGACUCACUAGUGCACAUAUUACGGCUGAAGGGCGAUGGUUCUUUGGAGAAAGCAAAGUAUGUCUUCAAUCGACCUGUUGACCAACUUACGGGCUACUUGCCCCAUAUUACCUAUGACGUCAGGAACUCGAUUUCCAUACUGUGUUCGUCACGUCACCACGCUCGGCUGAUAGGGGAGGUAGCGUUCCAGUUGGACAGACGAAUCCUUGAGCACGUGUUUAGUGAUGUCACAAGUGGGCAUACGGCACGAGGAAGGUCAAGGUUUUACGGGUACAGCGUUGCCAAUGUAAACGAACUCAUCGAACGGGAAGACCAGGCACUCCAAAAGGAAGGAGCUAUAGGGGCUUCGCUACACCAUAAGCUGAAGGCGUUGCUAAGCGACCUAGCCUCGUUUUCGUACAACAUCCGACACCACGGCGAGUUUACGCGGGAAAUGGUGAAUAAGUACGGUCUGCUCGUUACCACCCCUGACCCGGAAACCGUCGAGAGACUCGGCUUGAAUGACCCCGGUACUCUGCGACUUCUGAUUGGUCGCAUAUUGAGGAAGAAGGAGGAGCUUGAAGAUAUGCUUAUCAUUCUGGAUUGUCUUUGUUUUAUUGCAUAUAAGGAAAACGCUCCUUUACUCAUGUGGUAGUUCAAUCGACCGAUUUCCCUUUUUUUGCGGACGAACAUCUUAAAAUACUCGCAAGUUGUUUAUUUCAUCCGUAUUAAGGACCCAUUAUUUACAAGCAAUAUAUUAGAAUAUGUUAUACUAUAUUAACUGUUGAUAAUGCUGCUGACUUUGUCUGAAUUAUGUCGCAAUUUAAUAAAUUAUGAAAUUACAA
Dreissena polymorpha is the source of this 3584-nucleotide messenger RNA. RefSeq lists its product as uncharacterized. The record is from RefSeq and is a predicted model, not a curated record. The transcript is spliced from 6 exons. The coding region runs from base 110 to 3394 and encodes 1094 amino acids. Lineage: Eukaryota; Metazoa; Mollusca; Bivalvia; Myida; Dreissenidae.